CAGAGAAUAAUAUAUUCUUCCGCGAGGAGGAAAUGAAUAUCUUUACACGUUCGAUUUGAACUGAGUUUCUUACUUUAUCGAACUUUUCUUUUACCACUUUCCCUCGUGAUUCUCAGAUUAAAUUUGUAAUUAUUCUCUGGAGACAGUGGAUAUUUUGAUUUUAAGUUAUUCCAAAAUAGAUUGAAAACUACCCAAAUACUGCAUAUUCAAGUUGAUUUUUUGAGCUAGGAUUAGAUGCUGAAAUCGUCACUUCUACUUUAAGUUCCGUAGAACCACAGUAAUAGAGAUUCAAAUCCUUUGUGCAGUUAUGGCGGACAAAUCGAGACCCAGCACGUUAAAUGUUUACCUUUAUGUACCCAACAUCAUUGGAUACAUAAGAAUUAUAAUGAAUUGCUUUGCUUUCGCCAUAUGCUUCAAGGACAAAUAUCUUUUCUCGGUUCUGUAUUUUAUUAGCUUUGCGUGUGAUGCAUUAGAUGGUUGGUUUGCACGCAAAUUGAAUCAAGUUUCAACCUUUGGAGCUGUUCUCGACAUGGUUACAGAUAGGAUAAGCACUGCCUGCCUGCUGGUAAUACUCUCCCAAGUUUAUAGGCCUGGCUUCAUUUUCUUGUUGUUGCUUGCUCUAGAUAUUGCCAGCCAUUGGUUGCAAAUGUACAGUUCCUUCUUGGUAGGCAAAACUAGUCAUAAAGACGUAGAGGAUAGUAGCAGUUGGCUGUUCAGGGCUUACUAUGCGAAUCGCAAAUUUAUGGGUUACUGUUGUGUAUCCUGUGAGGUUCUUUACAUUAUUUUGUUUCUUCUAGCAAAGAAGCAAACCGAGAAUUUGACUGAUGUUUUAGUGAACGCUGCAACGCAAAGUUGGAUAUACUUAACUCUUUUAGCUUUAAUUCUGUUCGGAUGGACAAUCAAGCAAUCAGUCAAUCUUAUCCAGAUAAAGACUGCAGCAGAUGCAUGCAUACUAUAUGACAUCAACAAAAAGCAAAAGGAUUAAUGUGGUAUAAUAGCUAAUUGGAGAGCUACGUGUUGCAGGCAGUCGUCGUUUACCAAAUGAUGUAUUUUUGUUCUCUUCCAGAAGAACUUUAAUUCCAUAUUGGUUGCUAUGUGGACCUGCAAUUUGGAUCGAGUUGAAAGUGUGGAACAGUUGAACUUUUUUUUUUUUUUUUUUCAAUCAGUCAAUCUUCAAUUAUGUGGCCGAGCACGUUUGAAUAUUUGCAUAGUAUAUUUUGUACAGCUCCUCUUGGAAAUUGACCUGUUUUUUGAACAGUUGUGUCGUAGGUGAAAUGUUCUCUUGCCGUUUGUUCUA
This is a messenger RNA of Olea europaea var. sylvestris, 1297 nucleotides long. Its product is annotated as probable CDP-diacylglycerol--inositol 3-phosphatidyltransferase 2. Gene Ontology annotation, molecular function: CDP-diacylglycerol-inositol 3-phosphatidyltransferase activity. Gene Ontology annotation, cellular component: Golgi apparatus; membrane. The transcript has 10 exons. Gene Ontology annotation, biological process: phosphatidylinositol biosynthetic process. The coding region runs from base 308 to 985 and encodes 225 amino acids. The record is from RefSeq and is a predicted model, not a curated record. Lineage: Eukaryota; Viridiplantae; Streptophyta; Magnoliopsida; Lamiales; Oleaceae.